Molecule: messenger RNA, 2715 nt
Organism: Babesia sp. Xinjiang
Lineage: Eukaryota; Apicomplexa; Aconoidasida; Piroplasmida; Babesiidae
Exons: 1
Coding region: 1-2715 (904 amino acids)
Source: RefSeq, a predicted model, not a curated record
AUGUCGCUGCAGUUCUUAAGAGAAUUCAACAAAAAUGUGAAAGAAUCCCUAUCGAUACUUAACGAAGGGAUUGAAAUCACCAAUGGAGUUACGGAUAUCGGUAAUAUACAUCUACCGUAUAUACAACAACUUGUAAAGCUACCACAAGAUAUUCAGCGACCAUCAAGCUGUUGUCUAUUCCUGAGAACAAACUUCACAGAUCGAGAUGAUACAAAGGAAGGCACAGACGCUUCCAGGAGUGCAUGCUCAGCGCAAUCACUAGGGACAACGGCCUCUAGACAUAGCACUACUGAAGAGACAGUAGAAACGCUAUCCGAUGGCAUAGAGAAUGGGAACGCUGGAGCGGAUACACCCAGGAGCGCAAUUGAUUCUUUACCGUGUCCACUAGGUGAAGCUUGUAUAAUUAAUCGCAUCGAUAAACGAAGAUACGAGGCUUCAUUAGAAGAGAUUACUAACUUUCUGAACAAUGUCGAAAAUGCAUUGGAAACAAGGUCAGCAGCAACACGAAGCCUCCUGGAGACACAGGUACUACCUGUACUAUGCCUACUAGUCGACUUGUCGGAGCUUGCAUGUUUAUUCCAAAACCCUCCGAAACAGCUUAGUAACAAAUUCGGUGAUGUCAAAACGGUAAAUAUUCAGGUGUUAGGGAUAAUAGCUUCGUCAAUAAAACUCAUAGACGACGUACUAACAUAUCCUAAAUUCAUUACUGCAAAAACUAAUCGCAAAGUCGUGGAAUACACGUUCAAGCCGAAUAUACAACAUGGAAGGGAUAUCUUGGAAGCAAACAAUGUGGCCGGGAUAAUACCCGAUGCUUUCACCUCUACGCAAUUGACGGAUGCUCUGAAUCGGACAAACAACCUACAUAUAACUACACAGUCUAAUCCAGACAAUACCUUGCCAAGCGGAUAUGCAUAUAUAGGAAAGCUGGCUCUUGUCACAUUAACAGAAGAGGAACGCGAUCGACUCAAACACACAUUAGGCUUGGUACAUUCAGUGGCUAUAGCCACGGAGUUCGGACGCACAUUACUGAACGCAGCAGCAAUCUCUCUCGGAGGAAGCGCUAUAGAACAACGUGAUAUCGUUUUGUUUGCCGUCAAAGUUAUAGAAAAGCUAUACACUCAUAACGAUGUUGGAUACCACCUACACCAUAGUGAUGAUCAACUGUUAUGUACUGUAGACAACCUAGACGACUUUUACCGAAAAUGGAUUAUAGCAUGUAACGGCAUAUGCUUCCAAUGCGAUCGUAACUUAGGGAUCGAUGCCAUCGCGGAUGAACCGUUGUGUGAUUGCCUAUAUCAUCAAAGUGAUACCGUAGCACCCAACCGACAUCUCAUUGAGGAUGAACUACUCUCCUCAGAGCUAAACGCACACAAACUUAUGCGAUUGGUAAUGGAUUCUGGAGACAUGGUAUUGAAAACAUGUAUCACAAGACUCAUCUUGCAAAUGGUUAUAUCUUCCGCGGCAUUCAGACGACGGUUCGUUUUAGACGGGUGCAUAGAAAUACUUAUUCAUGUACUUGAUGGUUGUUAUACGGAUCAAUUUGCUGUUAUCGUGGAAUCACUAGCACAAAUACAAGAAAACAUAACAAAAAAACAAACAGCAACACUCGAUCGUGAAUUGACUAUAGCAAUGGAGUUCUUGCCAUACAACAUGGACGCCCUAUUAAUACUUCGUCAGUGCAUCCGGUACGGUGAUUGGGGAAGAACAGAUGUUUCCAGAAUCCUGGGAUUUGUUACGCAACUAACAUACGCAAUCCUUAACACAUGGAUAUACUAUUAUAUUUAUGCUACAGGGACACCGAGUGACAAGGAAAACAGUACAUUCACUCGUUCAUUGUCUAUUGUCAUAGAUAUGUGCUCUGAUUUGGCUAACCAAAGCAAUGCAAACCUCCAUUGCGAUACCCAUGCCGCACUCGUUGUCGUAGCAAAGUUGAGAAAUUCCAGUAUAUCCAACGAACUUGGAUUCUUACGCGAAAUAAUUGAUAGCGGGAUCAUGGAACACGUUAUGUUUGCAGCACAUAUUCUGUAUAAUCGGACUCGAUUUGGUUUUCAACUGCCACAGAGAGUGGUUGACGCAUUGAUGCGGUUCGUAUCCACAGUUGCAAUAGCGUCACAAGGGAGCGCAGAAGCAACCAAUAUGCUACUUCAAAGGAUGAAAACGCCUAGCGGGAAACAAAUACCGCCAUUGUACACUCAUAUAUACCAAGAUUUGUUAUCUCGCGAAUUAGAUGCACUCAAAACGUCGAUCACGUCACAGUUCACUGCGAGGAUACAGCAGUUCCGCGUAGAGAUGUUUGGUGAUUUUGCGAAUAUACCUGUGCUCAUGCACUGGUUACUUUGCCUAAAUGACAACCACGUUGUGGAUUCCAUGAACGACGCAUAUCGGUGGCAUUUGUCGAAACUAAUUGCAUCAACAGGGUUGUACAAACUAAACGAGAUGGCCUCUGGUAUAUUCGAAUACUCGCGGGACCUAUACCACCAUAACCUCUCGAUGAUUGAGGGGUACUCCAACAAAGGAACUUCGGAAUUAGACUGGCGACCAAUACGCAAUUACCUGGAACUCUCCAUAUGUAUGAUGGCUUAUGCAGUAGAUCACACAAAGGAUAAUGGCGAGGAUACUUUGACCCAGUGCAUCAAUGUACUCAAUAAAGUGCUCAGUGAAUAUAAGGUAUGUCGCACAAAAAAAUGGAUCAAAUCAUUUGCAGACGGAUACUGA